UCUUCUUCUUCUUCUUCAGACCCGCUAGCUCCUUACUGGAAGCACUUGAAGCGUUGAUUUUUUCACAGAACGUCUCCGAAUUUGCCGGAGGUGUGCAUGCAUAUCAAGCGAUCGUUUCUUUCUUGCCGCAAGUCACUACGGUAGAUCGUUGAGCUCUUCCUCGGUAGUCACUGAACAACGCCAUUUGUUGCUAACUCAGCAUCAGUGAGCCGCAUGCGCCGAGGAGGGCGUUUCCAAUGCGGCGCGCGCGCAUUUUGUCUCGUAAACCUGGUCCACGAACGAGACUAAGCCAGGACUGGAUGCCUUCAGAGAAAACUACUCUCAUCCUUCGGUGCCUUCUGCAGAAUUGUAUGGCUGAGGCAAGCGGUAUCCCUCUUCCAGACUCUGUGUCAGAGUGCGUGGAUCAGUACCAGGAUAUGGAGACUUCCCUCCACUGAAUAUCUCCCACAUUGUCACUCCAUAUGACCACUGUGUU
This is a messenger RNA of Geodia barretti, 475 nucleotides long. The record is from the annotation of a GenBank genome assembly. NCBI's taxonomy places the organism in Eukaryota, Metazoa, Porifera, Demospongiae, Tetractinellida, Geodiidae.